AUCUGGAGUUACUCAAGGAGGAGGAGAAACGGCAGCAGGAUGCUCCUGAGCAAGCGGAUGCGCCGGUGGAACCCCCAACCUCCAGCCAGCAGCAGUCCCCACGGACCGAAACCGGGGGAUCCCCGCUCCCGGGGGACAAUGGGAGCGACGAAGCACCCAACACCUGCCGGGAAUGCGGGAAGAGCUUCCGUCGCCGCUCGGCCUUGGUGAACCACCAUCGGAUACACACGGGCGAACGACCCUUCAGCUGCCCGGAUUGCGGGCGCCGCUUCAACCGUCGUUACAACCUGAUCACCCACCGACGCAUCCACACCGGCGACAAGCCCUGCAAGUGUCCCGACUGCGGGAAGAGCUACCGCGCCAGUUCCACCCUCAUCCGCCAUCAGAAGACGCACACGGGCGAACGACCUUACCGGUGCGAGGAGUGCGGGAAGAGCUUCAGGCACAGAUCCACGUUGACCAUCCAUCACCGCGUGCACUCGGGGGAGAGGCCCUACAAGUGCCCCGAAUGCCACAAAAGCUUCAAGAUCAGCUCGGAGUUGGUGCGGCACUGGCGGACCCACACCAGCGAGAGACCCUGCAAGUGUUCCCAGUGCCACAAGAGCUUCAAGAGCAGCUCGGAGCUGGUACGGCACUGGAGGACCCACACCGGCGAACGACCCUACGAUUGCUCCCAGUGCGGGCGACGGUUCAGCGACAGCUCCCAACUGGUACGGCACUGGAGGACCCACACCGGAGAACGACCCUACGAUUGCUCCCAGUGCGGGCGACGGUUCAGCGACAGCUCCCAACUGGUACGGCACUGGAGGACCCACACCGGAGAACGACCCUACGAUUGCUCCCAGUGCGGGAGACGUUUCGGUGACGGCUCCCAGCUCACCAAGCACCGACAGAUACACGCCGGUGAGAAGGAUCUGCACUGCCCCGACUGCGGCAGGGGCUUCAACCGUCGCUCCAGCCUCCUGGUUCACCAGCGAUCCCACCUGGAGCAGAAACCCUAUAUUUGCUUGGAUUGCCCCAAAAGCUUCACCUGCAGCUCCCAGCUCAUCCGGCAUCGGCAGAUCCAUAGCGAGGAGAAGCCUUAG
Balearica regulorum gibbericeps (East African grey crowned-crane) is the source of this 1085-nucleotide messenger RNA. The record is from RefSeq and is a predicted model, not a curated record. NCBI's taxonomy places the organism in Eukaryota, Metazoa, Chordata, Aves, Gruiformes, Gruidae.